AUGUCUAAUAGACCGGUCGCCGCUGCCACCCCUUUGGCUCGAUCGCUCAUUCGUGCGAGCCUUCGUCGAAGCCUUAAGCGUUCCCAAUACAAUCAGCCCGCGUUUCGCUAUUCCUCAACAACUGUUUCCGCCUUUCAUACGAACCUCCAGGGGCCAGCGCUGCCUAACAUCGCGCCUGGGAGGAAGGUGACAACGCCACAAACGCUGACGGAGAAGAUCCUUCAACGCUAUUCGGUCGAUCUUCCGAAGGGCAAGGUUGUCCGAAGCGGUGACUACGUCCAGAUUCAACCUCACAGAUGCCUCACACAUGAUAAUACCUGGCCUGUGGCCAUGAAAUUCAUGUCCACAGGUGCUACCAAGAUCAAGGAUCCUGCUCAGCUUGUCUUUGCACUUGAUCAUGAUGUACAGAACACGAGCCCCAGUAACUUGAAGAAGUCAUGGGAUCGGCCACCAAAUCAUGGCAAGCUUCUCUGCGUCGAAUUCAUACCAGGGACCUUAAGUUUGCUAACGGAUGCCAACAUGUACGGAGCUCUGGGAAGCUUGGGAGUGGCCUUGGUCAGGAGCGACGCGGCCGGAAUAUUUGCUACUGGGAAGAGUUGGUUCCAGUGUCCCCCAGUCGUGCAGGUGAAUCUUCUAGGCACACUACCCCCAGGCGUUCGCGGGAAGGAUGUUAUUGUUGCGCUUUGUGGGCUCUUCCCACUGGAUGUGCUGAACCACAGCGUUGAAUUUAUGGGAUCGGAGGAAACCAUGACUAGUAUCUCCAUGGACGACAGACUGACAAUCAGUAAUAUGUCGACUGAGUGGUCUGCAACAUCCGCAAUGUUUCCGAUGGAUGCGAUACUAGAACGUUGGCUCCGAUACAAGGCUACAGAGGCAGCAAUGCUAGAGGAUCGAACGACUCGACAACGAAUUACGCACGAAAUGGUUGACGAACUCUUUUCCAACCCUCUCCGAUCUGAUCCCGGAGCGCACUAUGCAAAGAAACUCUACCUUGACCUCUCUACUCUGUCGCCUUAUAUCUCUGGACCUAACUCCGUCAAAAUCUCGACACCCCUGCAUGACCUCGCUACAAAAAACAUCAAGAUAGACAAGGGAUACAUUGUAAGCUGCACUAACUCGCGAAGCUCAGAUCUGAAGGCUGCAGCCAAGGUAUUUCAAGCUGCCGCCGAGUCAAAUGGUGGUAGGAUCCCCAAGGUUGCAGAUGGUGUUAAGCUAUACAUUGCAGCAGCUUCAGCCAGAGAGCAGGCUAUUGCUGAGGAUGAAGGUAACUGGCAGACCUUGGUAGAGGCUGGAGCUACCGUGCUCCCACCUUCAUGUGGCCCAUGUAUCGGACUGGGCACGGGUCUGCUAGAGGAUGGCGAGACGGGAGUCUCUGCAUCAAAUCGCAAUUUCAAGGGCCGUCUCGGAUCAAGACUUGCUCAUGCGUACCUUAGUAGCCCCGAGGUUGUGGCUGCGAGCGCUCUGAACGGCGUUCUUUCAGGUCCCGGCGUUUACGAGGUGUCGGAGACCUAUACUGGCGUAGAGUACGGUUACGGCACCGGAAAACCUGCCACUAUCGAAAACGAGCUCGGCAAUGCCCUUGAACAGCUCGAGUCUCUUAUCGACAGGGUUCAGACGACUGCUCGUAUUGGCGAUGAUGCUGCCCAAGCAGUCACGAAGAUCCUCCCAGGCUUCCCAGCCAAGAUAAGCGGUGAAAUCGUCUUCGCUGAUGCUGACAAUCUGGACACCGACAACAUAUAUGCUGGCAAAUUUACCUAUCAAGACUAUAUGACGACGGCCGAUAUGGCAAAAGUCUGCAUGGAGAAUUAUGACCCGGAGUUCAGGUCAAUCACAAAGCCCAACGAUAUCCUCGUCUCAGGGUUCAACUUUGGGUGUGGCUCAUCAAGAGAGCAAUCCGCAACAGCUCUUCUGGCUAGGGAAAUCCCACUUGUUGUGGCGGGCAGCUUCUCUAACAUUUUUGUCCGGAACGGCGUUAAUAAUGCACUGCCUUGUCUAGAAGUGCCACGUUUAGUGGAGCGUCUUCGUACUAUCUUCUCAGAAAACAAGGUAUCUACCCGGCGUACAGGCUGGACCCUGACAUGGGAUAUUGCCCGGAGCAUUAUUGAGGUACAGGAGGGGGAGAAUGGGGAACGCUGGGAGGAGAAGGUUGGAGAGUUUCCUGAGAAUUUGCAGGAGAUUAUAGCCAGGGGGGGGUUGGCAGGAUGGAUCAAGCAUGAGCUUGCGAAGGCUGCCUAA
Molecule: messenger RNA, 2235 nt
Organism: Endocarpon pusillum Z07020
Lineage: Eukaryota; Fungi; Ascomycota; Eurotiomycetes; Verrucariales; Verrucariaceae
Product: Homoaconitase
Exons: 7
Coding region: 1-2235 (744 amino acids)
Biological process (GO): L-lysine biosynthetic process
Molecular function (GO): homoaconitate hydratase activity; 4 iron, 4 sulfur cluster binding
Source: RefSeq, a predicted model, not a curated record